Molecule: messenger RNA, 1163 nt
Organism: Ochlerotatus camptorhynchus
Lineage: Eukaryota; Metazoa; Arthropoda; Insecta; Diptera; Culicidae
Gene: AIMP1
Product: aaRS-interacting multifunctional protein 1
Exons: 2
Coding region: 66-1088 (340 amino acids)
Molecular function (GO): tRNA binding
Source: RefSeq, a predicted model, not a curated record
UGACAGUCAAAUUUCACCACGUUGCCCGUUUUGCUGUUCAUUCGAAAGUUCUGGGUUGCUCCUGGAUGUUCUACGCCCGUUGCGGACGAGCAAUCAGUGUAGUUUUGAACGAAUCCUUCCUGAGUCGCCGUUUGCCUGUAAGAAUGAGUGCCCUCGAGCGGGUCAUGUCCAGCAACACAGCCGCCGAAGAGCUGCUGGAAUCGCUGAAGCAGGAGUUCAACGCCCUGAAAAACGAAAAGGCCAGCCGUCUUGUCGAGAAACUGAAGGUUGAGAACGAUGUCCUGCGGCAGCAAGUGGAAGCUGCCCUUCAGAAGCUGAUUGAGCUGGAGACGCAGAAUGGGAAAAAACAGAUCCCGAUGCCUGGAGACAAGGCACAGAAGGAAAAGCCCGCUGGGGAAGGAAAGGGUGUAGCGCCAGCAGCAGUUCAAGAGCAAGGGGAAGCUGCCCUUCAGAAGCCGAAUGAACUGGAGAUGCAAAAUGGUAAAAAACAGAUCCAGAUGCCUGGAGACAAGCCACAGAAGGAGAAGAAACCCAAGAAGGAAAAGCCCGCUGGGGAAGGAAAGGGUGUAGCGCCAGCAGCAGUCCAAGAGGCUCCAAUCGACGUCGGUCGUUUAGAUAUGCGAGUGGGAAAGAUAGUGGAGGUCUCACGCCACCCGGAUGCGGACGCGUUGUAUUUGGAGAAGAUCGAUGUGGGUGAGGCGAAUCCACGAACGAUCAUUUCCGGUCUGGUGAAGUUUGUCCCGAUCGAAGAAAUGCAGAACCGAAUGGUGGUGGUUCUGUGCAAUCUGAAACCGGCUAAGAUGCGAGGAAUCCUGUCGGAAGGAAUGGUAAUGUGUGCUUCCACGCCGGACAAAGUCGAAGUGCUGGCACCGCCGAUUGGAUCUGUUCCGGGAGACUUGGUUCAUGUCGAGGGUUAUCCUCGGGAAGCGGAUGCUCUUAUGAACCCGAAGAAGAAGAUCUUUGAAACCGUAGCACCCGAUUUGCACACCAACGAACAGUUGAUUGCAUGCUACAAGGAAGGGGAGUUCUUUGUUCCGGGCAAGGGACGAGUCUUGUCGCAGACGUUGAAGAAUGUUCAGGUGAAAUAAGGGGGUGAUUAAUUGAUUUGCGUUUCGGUUCAUUUUCGUAGUUGCAAAUAUAAGCAUAAGGCGUUUUGAAAUAUA